Messenger RNA from Nematocida parisii ERTm1, 1489 nucleotides. RefSeq lists its product as uncharacterized. The transcript has a single exon. The record is from RefSeq and is a predicted model, not a curated record. NCBI's taxonomy places the organism in Eukaryota, Fungi, Microsporidia. Bases 1 to 1482 code for a protein of 493 amino acids.
AUGACAGAAAGUAUCGCGGUAUUUAUAUGCACAGUUAUAGUCAUAUGCACCAUAUUUUGGGUGUGGCACAUGCACAUAAAACACUAUAAUCGGGUAAAAUGCACAAUUGUACUCAACGAUCUAGAAAGAAAUAUAAAGUUAGAUAUAAAUAUAAAUAACGCUUUUAAAGAAAUGCAGAUGGUUUCUGAAAGAAACAGUUGGGUUAUUGCCACUGUAAAAAGCUGUAAUAGCAUUCCCAAGAAACGCUUUAUUCAAAUACUACAGGCACUUAAACAGCUUAAAAUAGAAGAAUUAAGAAUAGAAGAGAUGGAGAUUGACUUAGAACAUGCUUGGAUAGAUGAGAUAAAAACAUUAAAAAGCAUUUCUCUGCACAACUCAAGGAUAUCCCCUGUUCUAAUAUAUGAAAUUAGCAGAUUGCCUAAUAUAGAAUCAUUAAAGAUAUCAGGAGAGUCGUCUAUUUGGGAUAGAGGAGAUAUUGUACAACUGUCCAUAAACGAUACAAUACGAUCAAUUGUAGUACAGAAUGUAAGAAAAGGGCUUAUGGAAGGCUUAUUUCAAAGUGUUUUUUUUGCAUCUGUUAGAAGUAUUAGUCUAAAUAGAUCGAAUGUUGAAUUGGUUGAGCUAUUUAGAUCUACCAACACAGAAAGCAUUCGUAAAAUAGACAUAGCAAAUGAAAAAAUAAGGUAUUCAGACAGAUUAAUAUUACAGCGAUUUACAAAUCUAGAAAUUCUUUCAGUUACACAGACUAAAGUAUGCACUGCCGGGAUAAAUCUAUCGGAGAAUCCAGAAAUUCUAAGAUUUAAUCAGUUAUGGCAGUUUAAAAUAGACAAAGGUAUUUAUUAUAGUCUUUUCUAUAACACACUCUUAGAAACGUCUGAAAGCAACUUUCAUUUACUUAUAAAUCAUCCAGAAGACAACUGUUCUAUUGAAUACAUUCCUAUUAUAAACAAUCUCUCUAGAUUAUUCUGCAGGGCUAGGUCUCAUAAUGUUCUUCAAAUACGCGUGGCAAGUCUACCAACCGCAGGCACAGAUACGAGCCAGAUGCAAUGCAUAGGCCAGAGCAUGCACAAAAGCUUGCCAUUUAUAAAGGACACGCAAAUAGAGCAUCUUCUUGUUACAUUUAAUACAGAUAUGUGCCAAGAGAAAAUACAGAAUGUAUUAGAAACUAUCGUAUUUCAGACACAGGCUUACCACCCAGAAAAAAUCUCUAUAUAUUUCAAAUACACUAGCACACUAAGCAAACUUUAUAUUGAUUCUCUGGUAAGUAAUGAAAGACACUGCUCUCUUAAAGAAGUAACACUAAACAAUAUAAUUGUAUUAGAUGAAUCUAUUUCUUCUGAAUGCAAUGAAUCUUCAACAAGCAUGCCAAGUAACAAUGCGCCAGUUUCUUUGUCUAUGAAAUACGCACCAAAGAAAGCAGACGAGCACCCAUGGCAGAUGAAUUUCUAUUCAAAUGAAAUUACUUCAUCUAUCAAUUCUUAAAAACGUA